UCGGCUACGUCCUUCUUCAUCCCUCGCCACCAGAACGACCUUUUCAGGUCAUGAUACAUCUUCGUGCUCCCUGGGUGGGCUAAAUAUGGUGCGGUAUGAGCCUCAGUCAAUAUCUCCUUCCUCAACGUUCGACUUUUGGCACAAUAAUCCUGCCUCGAAAUUCCAAGGCCCCAUCAGUGCCUCGGUGAAAACCCUCGACGCCUCUGGCGCAGACUUUGGCAUCAAUGGCAUGAACAAAUUCAUCAGAAGCCUGCUCCCGCCAGAUCCUUUCCCUCAACGUCGGUUGAAUAUGCAUAUAACUGACACUCCCCAUAAUGGCCGUAGAAAGUGCAUCAACAACCUGAAUCUGCAUCCGGGCGAACUCCUGGAUAAGACGGCUUUGCUGAGUAACAACAUACUAGGCGAUCGGAGUACGGCCAUUGGACGGGACGCACGACUGUUAGGCAACGGGCACGCGGGGCAUGGCGGAUGCGCGAGUGGCGCGGACGCAAUUGGCGGCCUAGGCCAAAGGGGCCUAAGAAAGGCGGCAGCACACGCGCGCGAAAAGGUCGGCGAUGGCGAGGAGCGCGCUAUGGCGCGCGAGUGUGGGGCAAGCACGGAAGUCCUAGGGCGCGAAGGUUUAGGCGAGGAGGACAGCACGCACGCGCGGGGGAUGAGCGAUAGGCGUGCAGCGCAAGACAACGGGGCACGUGCUGGGAAGGCGUGUGCGGACCCUGUCCGCACAGGACUAGGACUGGGAGAUGGCGAGCGCGCGGGUGGCAGCGACGCGCGAGACGCGGCACGCGGAUGGACAGCAGGCGCGAUAGGCGCUGCGUGGGAGACAAGCGCGCAGGUUGCCGCGUGUAAUAUCCCGAUAUUUUAUCGGUAUAAAUUAUGUUUUAGUUCCGAGAUAAUAACGUUAUCGAUUAUUAUUUUCGGAAUUAAUUAUUUUCAGUCGAGAUUACCGAAAUUCAUUUUCGACGGACCGUUUACGUUCGAAAUAAUUUUGGUAAUUAAGCAUUAUGGUAGCUGUCAAGGCUAUCUUGUUUCCAUGGUAUCCGAUGAAGUUGAUGAGCGGGUGCCCGAGAGAGUAUCUAUUGUUUGCGAGUACCUCGACGUCUUUCCUGAUGACUUACCCGGAGGAACGCCCGACCGCCAGGUGGAGUUCACCAUUGACCUAAUUCCAGGAGCCGGUCCCGUUUCUAAGGCCCCUUACCGUAUGGCGCCGAAGGAGCUUCAAGAUCUCAAGGCCCAGAUCCAGGAGUUGCUCAAGCUUGGUUUCAUUCAUCCGAGUGUCUCGUCGUGGGGUGCGCCCGUCCUAUUCGUGAAGAAGAAAGACGGAUCUAUGCACAUGUGCAUUGACGACCGGGAGUUGAAUGCCCUUACAGUCAAUAACAAGUAUCCCCUUCCCCGUAUUGAGGACCUUUUCGAUCAGCUGAGAGGAGCCAGCGUCUUCUCAAAGAUUGACUUGCGUUCUGGCUAUCAUCAACUGAAGAUAAGAGAGUCGGAUAUUUCUAAGACUGCUUUCCGUACCCGCUAUGGCCACUAUGAGUUCGUAGUCAUGCCUUUCGGACUCAGCAAUGCCCCGGCCGUUUUCAUGGACCUUAUGAAUAGGGUCUUUCACCCCUUCCUGGACCAGUUCGUUAUUGUGUUCAUCGACGACAUCCUGGUCUAUUCCCGAGAUAUCGAUCAGCACAAGGAGCAUUUGAGGAUUGUGCUGGAGACUCUUCGCCGCGAGAAGUUGUAUGCUAAGUUAUCGAAGUGCGAAUUCUGGCUGAACUGCGUGGCAUUCCUUGGCCACAUUGUGACAGCGAGAGGCAUUGAAGUGGAUCCCAGCAAUAUUGAUGCGGUGAGUAAGAGGGAUACGCCGAGAAGCGCAGCGGAUGUUCGUAGUUUCCUGGGGUUAGCAGGAUACUACAGGAGAUUUAUCGAGGGCUUCUCGAAGAUAGCCCAGCCGCUGACCAACCUUACGAAGAAGGCCGUGAGGUUCGAUUGGAGUUCUCAGUGCGAGGAGAGUUUCCAAGAGUUGAAGAGGAGACUCACUACCGCGCCCGUCCUAUCUCUACCCGACCCUACUUUGGAGUUCACCAUCUAUAGUGCUGCUUCGAAGAUGGGUUUGGGAUGUGUCCUUAUGCAGCAGGGGAAAGUCGUGGCCUAUGCUUCGAGGCAGCUGAAGCCUCUCGAGCAGAACUACCCCACUCAUGAUCUCGAGUUAGCUGCAGUUGUCCACGCCCUGAAGAUUUGGCGACACUAUCUCUAUGGAGGAAAGUGUGAGAUCUUUACCGACCACAAGAGCCUGAAGUACAUAUUCACUCAGAAGGAGCUGAACAUGAGGCAGCAUAGAUGGUUGGAGCUGGUCAAGGACUACGACUGCACCAUUAGCUAUCACCCUGGGAAAGCUAAUGUGGUAGCCGAUGCCCUUAGCCGGAGGAGUUAUGGCCAGCUGUCUUGCUUGUUCACCAGGCAGGAUGUUCUUCUUCGGGAGUUCGAGCGAUUACAGCUGGAGGCAGUGGAGUCGACUUCGACAGCCGGGGGCGUAUUGGCCUCUUUGGUUGUGGGACCGACUCUUCGAGAGAGGAUAGUCGCCGAGCAACCGAAUGACCGAUUCUUAUGCCGUAUGAGGGAGUUGUCAGCAGCUGGUAGAGUUGGUGGUUUCGCAGUCGCAUCCGAUGGAGCCUUGGUCUUCGAGGGUAGAUUUUGUGUUCCGAGGGUGUGGGAACUGCGGAGAGAGAUUUUGAGGGAGGCCCAUAGUGCCCCGUACACCAUCCAUCCUGGUAGCACGAAGAUGUAUCAGGAUCUGAAGAAGUCUUUCUGGUGGCGAGGCAUGAAGAGGCAGGUAGCGAAGUUCGUGGAUGGGUGCCUGGUGUGUCAGCAAGUGAAGGCUGAGCGCCAGAAACCGAGAGGGUUGUUGCAGCCCCUUGAGGUUCCCCUGUGGAAGUGGGAGUGCAUCACCAUGGAUUUCCUAGUGGGACUGCCGAAGUCGAGGAGCGGGUAUGAUUCGAUUUGGGUGAUAGUGGAUCGCCUUACGAAGUCUGCCCAUUUUCUGCCAGUCCGGACGACCAUGAAGGCGAGUGAUUACGUUGAAUUGUUCGUCAAGGAAAUUGUUAAGCUUCAUGGAAUGCCUGUGGAGAUUGUUUCGGAUCGAGAUGCCAAGUUUACAUCCCAGUUCUGGAGGACGUUGCACCGAGCCAUGGGGACGAGGUUGGAGUUCAGUACAGCCUUCCACCCCGAGACAGAUGGUCAGUCGGAGCGU
Molecule: messenger RNA, 3232 nt
Organism: Striga hermonthica
Lineage: Eukaryota; Viridiplantae; Streptophyta; Magnoliopsida; Lamiales; Orobanchaceae
Source: the annotation of a GenBank genome assembly